Molecule: messenger RNA, 3101 nt
Organism: Varanus komodoensis (Komodo dragon)
Lineage: Eukaryota; Metazoa; Chordata; Lepidosauria; Squamata; Varanidae
Gene: STK26
Product: serine/threonine kinase 26
Exons: 10
Biological process (GO): protein phosphorylation
Molecular function (GO): protein kinase activity; ATP binding
Source: RefSeq, a predicted model, not a curated record
CCCUGUUGCAGCUGAAGCCGGAGCGGCGCGCCAGCUUCCUCCUCCAGCGGCGUCGGCUUCCUCGCAUCGGGGCCCCCGGGGCCAGAGCGCGCAGGCAGGACGCAGGACGGAGGCCGCCAUGGCCCACUCGCCGGUGGCCGUGCAGGUGCCCGGGAUGCAGAACCACAGAGCAGAUCCUGAGGAACUUUUCACAAAACUGGAGCGCAUUGGGAAAGGUUCGUUUGGAGAGGUCUUCAAAGGGAUCGAUAAUCGGACGCAGCAUGUGGUUGCCAUAAAAAUCAUAGACCUUGAGGAGGCUGAAGAUGAAAUAGAGGACAUCCAGCAAGAGAUAACUGUUCUAAGCCAGUGCGACAGCCCCUACGUAACGAAGUACUACGGUUCAUACUUAAAGGGCACAAAGUUAUGGAUAAUAAUGGAAUACUUAGGAGGGGGAUCCGCGCUGGAUUUGCUCCGUGCUGGCCCAUUUGAUGAGUUUCAGAUUGCUACAAUGCUAAAGGAAAUCUUGAAAGGUCUUGACUAUCUUCAUUCAGAGAAGAAAAUCCACAGAGACAUAAAAGCUGCCAACGUGUUGUUGUCCGAGCAAGGAGACGUUAAGCUUGCAGAUUUUGGCGUUGCGGGACAACUGACCGAUACGCAGAUUAAGAGGAACACCUUCGUAGGCACCCCGUUUUGGAUGGCCCCUGAAGUCAUUCAGCAGUCAGCCUAUGACUCAAAAGUAAGAUGCAUGGAACCGGUUUGUGCUCAGGGUGAUCCAUUACUUUUCCUCAGGGAUCCUGGGUCCAAGCCAUGAAGGAAUUUAAAGGUAAUGACUGCACUAAGCUGUGCGUGGAAACAAAUUGACGCUUUGUGAUUCUUGCAGCGUCCGACAGCAAAAGAGCUCCUGAAGCACAAAUUUAUUCUGAAAAAUGCCAAGAAGACUUCUUACCUGACGGAGCUGAUUGACAGAUUUAAGCGAUGGAAGGCGGAAGGGCACAGCAGUGACGAGACAGACUCCGACGGUUCCGAUUCUGAGUCCAGCAACAAGGAGAACAAUUCUCACCCAGAGUGGAGUUUUACUACAGUUCGGAAGAAACCCGACGCCAAGAAACUGCAGAACGGAACAGACCAAGAUCUUAUGAAAACCCUGAGCUGUUUAACAGUGAUCAUCGCACCUGUAUUUGCUGAGCUUAAGCAGCAGGAUACAAACAACGCUAGCAGGAAGAAAGCAAUCGAAGAGCUUGAAAAAAGCAUCACUAUGGCCGAAGCAGCCUGUCCAGGCAUCACGGAUAAAAUGGUGAAGAAACUGAUGGAGAAAUUUCAGAAGUUCUCCGUUAACGACGCCUCCUAAGAAAUGAUUGGUGAUGCAGUCCCACACGGACCCGGCAGAGCCCGCCAGAACCUACUAUAACCUUGGCAGCGCUUUGUUCAUGAGCUCCUUGUGCCUUUUUGGAUCAUUGCAACAUAUUUGACGAUCGGGGAUUGGCAAGGACUGAACUCCACUAUGUUGUGAUGGGUGUACACGCUUUUUUUGUAUUUUCAGGACAUUCUUUUUUGUAAAGAGCAACUUUUAAUAUUGUAGUUUUCACCUAUAAUCCAGUUAAGAGAAAAACAAAAACAGUGAGGUACAGUUUUGCUUCUAAACAUAACGAGGGGCUUCCCAGUUGCCAAGUUCCACGUGCAGGCUCUGGGGUGUCCACACCCCUCUACUUGAGGUCACGGAAAGUACGUGUGUUUCAACAUGUUGUGACUCUCCGAAGAAGUCUGGUUGCCGUCUUCUUUCCCCUCCUCCCUCCCUCCCUCCCUACCGUUCUUUCUCCUUAGGUCUGCAUCAGUUGCAACUCCUCUAAGGCAGAAAGGCCAGGCUUCAAAACGCUUUUCCACCAGAACAGGUGUGCAGGCACUUGCAGAUGCCACAUCACCCCCGUCUUCACUGAGCCCUGUGAUCAACACUGCCCGCUGUUUGGGGGAUUGGUACAGUAUUCUGGGUAGCUCUGGCUCGCCUCCACUUGAGAGCAACGCGUCAGCUUAGGGUACCGUUUGUUGCAUCACCUUCUCGAGCAGGAUUCCACGUAGCCAUUCAUCACAGUAGGACAUUUUGAAGCAAUACUGUUUGAAGGGCAGGGGGCCUUUGGCAAUAAUGGACACGAUCCGGCUUAAUUUAAACGUUUGUUCCUCAUUUCUUCCUUUCUUGUUAUUUUAAGGAAACGGAGGGAAGGUAACUCAUUUUGUCUUUGGGGUGGGGACCUGGGAGGAUACCAUGGCAUGCGAUAAAUACAGCGCAAGCAGGUGUAGCUGUGUGACACCAGCGUUUUGUGUGCUGGUGUUUUUCCUGUAAGGUAUUUAUACACUUAUGUUCUUAAAGUACAUCACAUACAGUGCAUCACCAUAUGUUUUAACUUCCUCUACCCCAAAGUGUAUUUUAAAUAUGUAUUUACCAGUUAAUAUGCAAAUAACUGAGUUAUAGAUAUUCUUUCACAAAAAGAUAGUACUGUGCAGUACGGAGUGAUUUUUUUUCAUAAAAGGUAGAUAAAAUUAUAAACUUGCUUUCAACUAUAUAUUUAUGGUACUGUUUAGAUGGGGAUAAUAUCUUUUUUUCCUUUUCAACCCGGUAUGUAUAUUAUGCUGAAGUUUGAAGUGGGGUAGUAUUUUAGUCCUUAGCUGUGGAAUUGUUGGUGUAAAUUUAUUUUUGAUAAAACUCUGGAUGUGUUUAAUUUUAUAGUUUGGAUCUGCACAUUUUGUUUUUGCACAAAAGUCAUUUUAAAGGAUUUGAAAUAUAUCUGCCAAAUACUGAAAAGAGUUAAUGGAGUGCAAGCAAAUAUUGAUUUUUUUUUUUUAGUUAAAAGUUGCCAUUACAUCCUUUUUUAAAAAGAAAAAAGUUAUAAAGACACUGGCGAGAGACGGUGGUUAGAAAUGCCAAGGGCAAUUAUUUUCAAUGGUGCCUACACUGUAAAAAAAUUACUUUUAACUCCUUUGUUUUAAUUUUAAAGAAAAGUUUGUUAAAAACUUUCAUCGCUAUAUAACUGAAACGCAAUUAGAAUUUAUAUCUGAGGAAAAAAGUCUGGACAUAGUUUUUGAAAACAAUAAUGUUAUGGAUUAAAUAAAAUAUUUUUAUAAAUGUAAAA